CAAUCCACCAAUAAGUCCACAGAAGCAGAAGACGAAGUAGAAGCAAAAUGGCUAACGAUGCUAACUCCCCCCAAAAGAAUACGGUUGAUUGCCAACCGCCAUUAAAACACAUACAAGAAGAGGAAAACGAAACCAUACCGACACACACAAAAAUAAAGGAGGUAUGUCGAGUAUGUGAGAAGCCUUUUACUGUUAAAAAAGACAAACAUAAUUUGAUUAUCGGUGCCCAAGAGGUGAAGCCUCCUUAUACUUUGGCUCUGGAGGAGCUCACUGGGCUUGUCGUUGAAACCACAGACGACCUAAUAGCUGUAUGUGGAGCUUGCAGAAAUUUAUUAAACCGAUACCACAGAAGCUCAUGUGAAGCAGAAAGGAUCGGUACAUUGGUUAAGUCAAUGUCAGUGGCGCAUACCAAAACAACUGCGACUGGUGGCCGAGCCAGAAAACGGAUAUCAACUCCGACUGAUGGCCGUGUGGGAAAACGGAUCCGCAUCGAAAGUCUUGUGAGACGUCUGGGCUUCCCUAAGUCUUCUGGCUGUAGUCCAAAACCUGAGCCUCAGUCCCAGCCUCUACCUCAGCCAACGGCCUUGUCGUCUGAUGAUGGAGCAGUGAGGAAGACUCUUGUCACCAUGGCCCCAGCAGUACUGCAUUCCCAGCCAGUUCUGUCUGCCGUCUGUAGUCAGAAGCCUGGACCGCAGACUCUACCUCAGCCAACAGCCCUGUCGUCUGAUGAUGGAUCAGUGAGGAAGACUCUUGUAAAUAAAGCCCCAGCAGUACUGCAUUCACAGCCAGUUCUGUUUGCUGUCUGUAAUCUGAAACCUGGGCCACAGCUUCAGUCACAGCAGCAUCCUCAGUCACAGCUUCUGCCACAGCAACAGCUUCAGUUACAGCCACAGCUUCAGAGACGGCCUCAGCCACAGCUUCAGAGACGGCCACAGCUUCAGUCACAGACACAGCCACAGCUUCAGCCCCGGCCUCUACCUCAGCUUCAGUCCCGGCCUCUACCUAAGCCAAAUAGCCUGUCAUCUGAUGACAGCGCAGCGAGGAAGACUCUAGUCAUCACACCCCCAGCACUGCAUUCACAGCUGGCUCCGGCAGCUGUGAGCCAGACAGCAAGAAAUCCAGCUGUUGAGAUAAGUUAUAGCAGGCCCCAGCCUCAAUCGGAGUCCCAGCAUGCACCUCAGCCAAUUGUUGAGGCUUCUAAUGAUGAUGCAGUGAAGAACAAACCUGCAACUACAGUUCCAGUAGUUUGGUCUGCAGAUUCAGUUAAAGAAGCUGUGAGCCAGACGGCAAGAAACCCAGCUGUUGAGACAAGCUGUAGCAAGCCACAACCCCAAUCCCAGCAUGCAUCGAGCAUUGAGUCCCAGCAUGCAACUCAGCCAACUGUUCAGGCUUCUAGUAAUGAAGUCAUAAAGAAGAAACCUGCAACUACAGUUCCAGUAGUUUGGUCUGCAGAUUCAGUUAAGGCAGCUGUGAGCCAGACGGCAAUAAAUCCAGCUGUGAAAACAAGCUGUAGAGGGCCACAGCCCCAAUCCCAGCUCCACUUGGAGUCCCAGCAUGCACCUCAGCCAACUGUUCAGGCUUCUUAUAAUGCAGUGAAAAAGAAACCUGCAACUACAGUUCCAGUAGUUUGGUCUGCAGAUUCAGUUAAGGCAGCUGUGAGCCAGACAGCAAGAAAUCCAGCUGUGGAUACAAGCUGUAGCAGGCCACAGCCCCAAUCCCAGCUCAAUUCGGAGUCCCAGCAUGCACCUCAGCCAACUGUUCAGACUUCUGAUGAUGAAGCAGCGGGCAAGAAACCUGCAACUACCGUUCCAGUAGUUUGGUCUGCAGAUUCAGUUAAGUCUGCCAUCUGUAGUCUGAAACCUGGGUCUCAGUCCCAGCCUCUACCUCAGCCAACAGCCCUGUCGUCUGGUGAUGGAGCAGUGAGGAAGACUCUUGUCAACAUGGCACCCGCAGUACUGCAUUCCCAGCCAGUUCUGUCGGCCUUAACAAUCCAGGAAUGUGUGACCAGGCUGGUGCAGACUGAUCAGCUUCAGAUACAACCCACUGUCCAGACAUCUGCUGUGCAACCACUGCUGAUUCAAAUGGAUGGCAGCUAUACCACGUCACAUCCUGGUCAAAGCACCCCGUCGCCUCUCCCUGCAACGACUAAAGCCGGGUCGUCGGGAUGUGGUGCACCAACCCCGUCUGCAAGCACAAAACCGCCAAUGAAAAAGCAAUCAAAGGUCACCAUUAGAACGGCAAAAUCCCUAAAAAGUCGGAUUGUCUGUGGACCCAUGGAGAGGGUACUCCACCACAUUGUUCAAGGAACUCUCCACAGAAUCCCACAUGCACUUCUGUCUGUCCCUGGAAUGUUUGAUUUCAUGGUCCACGAGAUGACUAAUAUCAUCAGAAACGAGUGCAAGAAGCUAACAAGCCGGAAAUUCACAUCUAUUCUCCGACGGACCAGCAUCGAAGACCUAAAGAACUUUAAAUGGAUGAAUGUUGUUGAGGAGUGGAGGACAAACGCACCGACCUUUCUCAAGUUUUUACAGUGCGCAAGCACUGUCUCCAUUGAGCCUGCUAACACUACUUCAAGAAUACGCCCUCACCCUUCCAGAAGGAUUAAUAAAUACAGAUUACCAAUGGCUGGGGCAAUACUCUUGAACGCACGCUGCGAGUCAAUGUCAGCACAUAUGUACACAAAUGCUCUGGUUAUGUGCCACAGCGGCUCAAGAAGACGUUUUAAGUGGUUAAAUCGAGUGGGUGUGUGCAUAACUAGCGGGAUGGCUCUUGCAAAGCUGAAAGCAAUGGGACCGGCAUGGGACAAUAAAACCUUUUUCCAAUGGACAGAGAACGUAUGCAAAGACAGGGGGACAAAGGCGGCCUCUAAAGGAGCAGAAGCAGCGUUCACUAUACCGCCGAUAGACACAGAUUCAGAUGAAUCACAGGACAACACUGAAAACGGGACGUCACCAGAACACACACAGCAUGGACAUGGGGACACUCCACCAACUGCGGACAUACCAGAUGAACCAGACAAAGACGCAACAGACGUAUCAGACACACCAGACGAACCAGACAUUGACGAUCUAUACGAUCCAGACAAAGAUGAACUAGAUGCAUCAGAUGCAUCAGACGCAUCAGACGCCACAGACGUAUCAGACGAACCAGACAUCUCUUCUCCUGCAACCUUCCAGUCUGACUCAGAGUAGCUUUGCUGGAU
Messenger RNA from Etheostoma cragini (Arkansas darter), 3202 nucleotides. RefSeq names its product flocculation protein FLO11-like. The transcript has 13 exons. The record is from RefSeq and is a predicted model, not a curated record. NCBI's taxonomy places the organism in Eukaryota, Metazoa, Chordata, Actinopteri, Perciformes, Percidae. Bases 48 to 3191 code for a protein of 1047 amino acids.